This is a messenger RNA of Merops nubicus (carmine bee-eater), 962 nucleotides long. It is a transcript of the gene XPO5, whose product is annotated as exportin 5. The record is from RefSeq and is a predicted model, not a curated record. The transcript has 8 exons. Gene Ontology annotation, cellular component: RNA nuclear export complex; cytoplasm; nucleus. The annotation marks the transcript as partial. Gene Ontology annotation, biological process: RNA export from nucleus; protein export from nucleus. Lineage: Eukaryota; Metazoa; Chordata; Aves; Coraciiformes; Meropidae. Gene Ontology annotation, molecular function: RNA binding; nuclear export signal receptor activity.
AGGUUGUCCCAGAAAUGGCAGGUGAUCAGCCAGCGGAGCAUUCCCUGUGAGGAUGAUGCUGCAGAUGACAACCCCGAGUCUCAGGAGAUGCUUGAGGAACAGCUGGUCAGGCUGCUGACCCGAGAAGUCAUGGAUCUCAUCACUGUUUGCUGUGUUUCCAAGAAGGGUGUUGAGCAUAACAGUGCUGCUGCUGUAGAUGGAGAUGAUGAUGAGGCCAUGGCCACGGAGAUGACACCUCCCACCAGCGCAGAGCUCACCGAGCUUGGCAAGUGUCUGAUGAAGCAAGAGGAUGUUUGCACAGCAGUGCUGAUCACUGCCUACACAUCCCUCUGCUGGAAGGACACUUUCUCCUGCCAGAAAACCACAACCCAGCUUUGCUGGCCACUGCUCAAACAGGUGCUUCCAGGAAACCUCCUGCCUGAUGCUGUGUCCUGGUUCUUCACUAGUGUGCUGAAGGGCUUACAGAUACACGGGCAGCACGACGGCUGCAUGGCGGCUCUUGUCCACCUGGCUUUCCAGAUCUACGAGGCCUUGCGCCCUCGCUACGCCGAGCUGAAGACAGUGAUGGAGCAGGUCCCAGACAUCCCGAGGGACUCUUUGGAGCAGUUUGACUCAAAGCUUCUCAACCUGACGCUGCAGAAGAUGGCAGACAAGCGCCGGAAGGAUCAUUUCAAGCGCCUGAUCGCAGGCUGCAUUGGGAAGCCCCUCGCAGAGCAGUUCCGCAAGGAGGUUCAUAUCCGGAACCUCCCAUCUCUCUUCAAAAAGGUGAAGCCAUCGUUGGAGACGGACGCCAUCGAGAACGAGGAUGGAGAGGGCCUCACUGUGCUCUUUGAACCCUGAGCCUGGGAUGCUGCAGACAUCUCCUCCCCUAUCUUAUAUUUUGUCUCUCCUCAUAGUAAGCACAUUAGAUUCUCCUUGUCAUCGCCUCCACAAGCAUUUGUCUGAAUAAAGCCCCUUACGGG